Molecule: messenger RNA, 1122 nt
Organism: Racocetra persica
Lineage: Eukaryota; Fungi; Glomeromycota; Glomeromycetes; Diversisporales; Gigasporaceae
Source: the annotation of a GenBank genome assembly
AUGGAAUAUGCCUAUAAUAAAGGAUAUUAUGAAGUUGCAAACAAAUUUUUUAAAGGCAUGUUCUCAUCAUUAUUGAAGAGCAAUGAUGAAAAUAUUGCAAAAGCUAUGUUGGUUGGUGUAUUACGGAUUGCAAAAUCUGGGUUCCUGUCUGGGUUAAAUAAUAUUACGAUAUAUCCUUUCUAUCAAGAAAAUUACAAAGAUUCAUCUUCUCUUUAUGUAGAUAAAUUUGGAUUCAUGUCCGAUAAGAUAGAAUUAUUAUUGUUACUGCGAAGGAGUACCUAUUUAUAUAAUCUGCGGUCUAUUGUUCGUCUGCUUUCAUAUGGUAUCUUGGGUGCAUAUUGGACAGAUACGGGAAGUACUCAAACAUUGGAAAAAUGUCUAUGGAAAGCAAGCUUUUCAUUUAAGGAAUCCGUUAAAAAGUUAUUAAAAGGGAAAAAUAUAAAUAAUGCUAAGAUUCAGGAUGAUCUUCAAUAUUUACAUUUGGAUCAAUGUCAAGAUUUGGCUAUUUGGACACUUCUUUAUUAUGCAGAAUACCUUACUAUGAAUUCCAAGAAGCAUCUUGUUAUUUCAAAUAAAGAGAUUCGUUCAGAAUGGCAUAAUUGGGUAAUCAAUGUACUAUUUUUUACUCAAGGGCAAACUAUCACAUCAAUGUUAGAUAAUCUUUUACAUGGAAAUCUUGAUUUAUUUAGUAAAGAAUUUGAAAAUAUGAUUGUAGAUAUGCUUUCGUUUUAUGAGGUUGGAGGGUCUAAUUCUGGAAAAAAUGCAGAAUAUGUUUAUCAUGUAUUUUGUUUAGGAGUGUUCGCUAAUGCUCAUGAUCAAGGGUUUAUUGUUCAUUCUAAUCGUGAGGCUGGUUUUGGGAGAUAUGAUAUAAAAAUAGUUCCAAAACCAGGUAUUAAUGAGACGGCUAUUAUCAUUAAAUUUAAAGUUGUUCGUGAUAAAAAAAGUUUACACGAUGUGGCUCAAGAAGGAUUACUUCAAAUUGAAGAGAAGCAAUAUCAAGUAGGCCUAGAAGAAAAUAUCAAAAAACUUUUGGAAAUAGGAAUUGCAUUUGAAGAGAAAAAAGCUUGUGUAUUAGGACAUUUAUUGCAUAAAACAGAGGAAGGUGCAUGGAACAAGGAUUAA